This is a messenger RNA of Parastagonospora nodorum SN15, 591 nucleotides long. RefSeq lists its product as hypothetical. The record is from RefSeq and is a predicted model, not a curated record. The transcript is spliced from 3 exons. Bases 1 to 591 code for a protein of 196 amino acids. NCBI's taxonomy places the organism in Eukaryota, Fungi, Ascomycota, Dothideomycetes, Pleosporales, Phaeosphaeriaceae.
AUGUCGCAGCCAGUGGCAGCGCAGUCGCAGAGACAGGCGGCAACGGUUGUCAGCGUCGAGGGCUCGCACUGGGCCGAGCUGGCACUUGGACGCAGAGCCACGCGGGCGCCGACGCUUUCAGAGAUGGAGCUGGUGGCGGCAGAGCCUGUCUGCAUGCGUGCUGUGGCCGCGAUUAGAGGCAGAGCAGAUUCAUUCAUUCUUCAUUCUGGGGGCAGCAGAGGUCCGGACAUGCUGUCCGCGCGGAGCCAGACAAGGCAGCCAGAAGAGUCUGCUCGGCGGGCCAGCGGCGUGUUGAGCGUCGCAACGCAACCGUCAAAGAGCGGUAGCGGUCGCGGUAGCGGUAGCAGCAGGCCGUGUGGGAGGCUUGUGCGCCAGCAAGUCGGCCCAGGUGCGUCGCGCUUGCCAUCCAUGUUCGCGGAAACACCCCUGUCGCAGCCAGAUGCUAAGUACAGUCUGCCUUUAUACAACCCAGCUCCACUCCCACCUCGGUCUACUGCUGGCUACUUCACUGCAACACUCGCAAACACGGCGCCCUUGACCACCACCGCCCCUACCACAUCCUCUGUCUCCAUGUAUCCGACGCCGCUGUAG